AUGGCGGACACCGAACUCGGCUCUGAGCCGACCCAAUCCAUUGAAAUGCCUGAGAAACCCUUCGAGACCCCCGACGUAUCUCCUACAGUACCAAACUCCGACGAGCCAACACUACCCGAGCAGACCGAACCACAAGAACCAAACCGGAAGGACGACGAGGAAGUAGCCGAAGGCCACGAGGAUGAAGAAAAGCCAGAGGUGCCGCCCAAGGACGAGCGUGAACACGCUGAACAAGAUCCCCAAACAGACGGCCCGCCUACGAUUCAGGAACCCCCCCGGGAGGACAACAAUGUGACAGAAAGCAGGCUGCGAUCGGAUUCACGGUCAACAACUGCUACGUUUAUGACGCAGCGAUCUAGCCCGGUUAGCUCGACGGUCUUUAUUGUGACGGCUCUGGACAAUAUCGCUGCUUCGCGGGACGCCCGGAGGGACAAAAAGCUGGAGGAUGCCACACAGGUGGCCCUGGCCAAUAUCAGGCAACCCGAUGGGCAAGCAAUUGAUCCGGAGCUUAUCUUCCGUCCUCUGCAUCUGGCAAGCAAAGCCCUCAGCAUUCCUCUGCAGCGUGCUAUCGAUGCGAUCUGCGACUGCUUCGAGAAUGAAGCCACGGCGGUUGAGAUCCAACAGCAGAUCAUCAAAUCCCUGUUGGCAGCUGUCCUGAACGAUAAGAUCGUGGUGCAUGGAGCUGGUCUCCUGAAAGCCGUCCGCCAAAUUUACAACAUCUUUAUCUACUCCAAAUCCAGUCAAAAUCAACAGAUCGCUCAGGGGUCGCUCACACAAAUGGUCAGCACAGUCUUUGAUCGAGUACGGACCCGGAUGGACCUUAAAGAGCUCCGAGUACGAGAGCUGGAAAAGCCAUCCUCGACCCUCGAUGCAUCGGCGAGUGAUGUGGGCCAAACCUCGGAGACGGCUUCCAUACCUGUGGCUGAUCAGCCCAUAACCAAAGAGCCCACAGCCGAGAAGCUCACCCUACAGAGUUUUGAGUCGCCUAAGGAGGUUACCACUGUCAACGACAAUGCGCCGACUACAGUCACGCGCGCCAAGCGGUCAACAACGAGGUCGAUGUCGGGCAUCCCCGAGGAAAAAGAUGAUGAUAGCUCGGCCGAGGACGAUGUGGAUGAGAUUUAUGUCAAGGAUGCUUUUUUGGUUUUCCGAGCGCUCUGCAAGUUGAGCCAUAAAGUUCUGACUCACGAGCAGCAGCAGGAUGUCAAAUCCCAGAACAUGAGGUCAAAGCUACUUUCGCUGCACUUGAUUCACUAUCUCAUCAACAACCACACCGCAACCUUUAUAUCCCCCUUGGCAGCAAUCAAGAACAGCUCAUCCAGCUUGGAUGGAAUGAAUCUCCUUCUAGCUGUACGGCCUCAUUUGUGUCUAAGUCUAAGUCGCAAUGGUUCUAGCGCCGUGCCUCAUGUCUUCAAAGUUUGCUGUGAGAUUUUCUGGCUGAUGCUGAAGGACAUGAGAGUCAUGAUGAAAAAAGAACUAGAGGUGUUCUUGAAAGAAAUUUAUCUGGCCAUUCUCGAGAAGCGCGGGGCUCCUGCGUUCCAAAAGCAGUACUUCAUGGAGAUUCUGGAGAGGCUAGGUGGUGAUCCACGGGCUCUGGUUGAAAUCUAUCUCAAUUACGACUGUGACAGAACCGCGUUGGAGAAUAUAUUCCAAAAUAUCAUUGAGCAAUUGUCCCGGUACUCGAGUGUGCCGGUUGUAACAACACCUUCUCAGCAGCAUCAGUACCAAGAACAACACACUAAAAUGUCAGCCAUUGGUUCUGAAUGGCACCAUCGAGGAACUCUUCCUCCUUCGUUGACAAGUGCCCACAUUAUCCCCACUCCGCCGCCCUCGAUGCCUCACAUUCCAUCGGAGUACGGAUUGAAGCAGCAGGGUCUGGAGUGUCUUGUGGAGAUACUGCGCUCACUGGAUAACUGGGCCACACACCGCAUAGAUGAACAGCCCGAGGCAGCCAUCCCCUCUAAAUCGAUGGACAACUCCCGUGAGUCCUUGGAUACAAGCGUGUUUGUUUCACCGCAUCCUGAGUCCUUCGAGAGUGGGACGGGCCAGUCCACACCUAUGCCCGAAGAUGACCCAAACCAAAUUGAAAAAGUCAAGCAAAGAAAAAUUGCUCUCACAAAUGCCGUCCAACAAUUCAAUUGGAAGCCCAAGCGUGGCAUCAAGGCCUUCCUGAAAGAAGGCUUCAUCCAAUCCGAGUCUCCUGAAGACAUUGCCAGCUUCAUGCUUCGCACAGACCGCAUUGACAAGGCCAUGCUGGGAGAGUAUCUUGGUGAGGGAGACCCUGAAAACAUUGCCAUUAUGCAUGCUUUUGUCGAUCUGAUGGAGUUCACGAAGCGACGUUUCGUUGAAUCCCUGCGCUCGUUCUUGCAGCAUUUCCGCCUCCCUGGUGAAGCCCAAAAGAUCGAUCGGUUUAUGCUGAAGUUUGCCGAACGGUAUACAACUCAAAACCCCAAUGCCUUCGCCAAUGCUGAUACCGCGUAUGUGCUUGCGUACUCGGUGAUUCUACUUAACACAGAUCAGCACAGUUCGAAAAUGAAGGGCCGCCGUAUGACCAAGGAGGACUUCAUCAAGAACAACCGCGGGAUCAAUGACAACCAAGAUCUGCCACCCGACUAUCUUGGGGCCAUUUAUGAGGAGAUUGGAAGCAAUGAAAUCGUGCUAUACACCGAGCAGGAACAUGCUGCCAACCUCAACCCUCAGCCCCCCGCUCCAACUGGCCUUGCCACACGAGCUGGACAGGUAUUUGCUACCGUUGGACGAGACAUCCAGGGUGAGAAAUACGCACAGGCUUCUGAGGAAAUGGCGAACAAGACAGAACAACUCUAUCGUUCCCUCAUUCGAGCCCAACGCAAGACAGCAGUUAAAGAUGCGCUUUCGCACUUUAUUCCCGCAACAUCAGAUCGUCAUGUUGGGUCAAUGUUCAACGUCACAUGGAUGUCUUUCCUAUCUGGUCUGUCUGCGCCGAUGCAGGACACGUCGAACCUCGAAACCAUCCGGCUCUGCAUGGAGGGACUCAAACUGUCCAUCCGGAUCAGCUGUGCCUUCGAUCUAGAGACUCCUCGUGUGGCAUUUGUGACUGCCUUGGCGAAGUUCACUAACCUUGGAAACGUGAGGGAAAUGAUGGCCAAAAAUGUCGAGGCCCUGAAAGCCUUGCUCGACGUCGCCUUCACCGAGGGCAACCACCUCCAGGGCUCGUGGAGGGAUGUUUUGACAUGUGUCAGUCAACUUGAUCGGCUCCAACUCUUGAGUGAUGGAGUCGAUGAGGGAUCGCUGCCCGAUGUUUCAAGGGCACCUUCAUCAGCAGAUACCUCCCGCAGAUCUAUGCAAAGUACACGACGUGCUCGCCCUCGCUCUGUGAAUGGGCCAACCGCUUUCCGCCCAGAAAUUGCCAUAGAGAGCCGUUCGGCAGAUAUGAUUCGUGGCGUGGACCGUAUCUUCACCAACACUGCCAAUCUGUCGCAUGAGGCCAUUAUCGACUUCGUUCGGGCCUUGAGCGAGGUCAGCUGGCAAGAAAUUCAAUCUUCCGGUCACACCGAUUCGCCCCGAACCUACAGUUUGCAGAAGCUCGUCGAGAUCAGUUACUACAACAUGACUCGUGUCAGGAUUGAGUGGUCUAAGAUUUGGGAUGUUUUGGGUCAGCACUUUAAUCAAGUUGGCUGCCACUCUAAUACCAUGGUUGUCUUCUUCGCCUUGGAUUCGCUCCGGCAACUUUCGAUGCGCUUCAUGGAGAUUGAGGAGUUGCCUGGUUUCAAGUUCCAAAAGGACUUCCUUAAGCCUUUCGAGCAUGUGAUGGCAAACAGCACUACUGCUGCUGUCAAGGACAUGAUUCUGCGGUGUCUGAUCCAGAUGAUUCAGGCCCGUGGAGACAACAUCCGUUCGGGAUGGAAGACCAUGUUUGGCGUCUUCACGGUUGCAGCACGGGAACCCUAUGAGGGAAUCGUAAACAUGGCUUUUGACCAUGUCACCCAAGUCUACAACACCAGAUUUGGCGUAGUGAUCACCCAAGGUGCCUUUGCAGAUCUCAUCGUAUGUCUGACUGAAUUCUCGAAGAACUCCAAGUUUCAAAAGAAAUCGCUACAGGCAAUUGAGACCCUCAGAUCGACCGUCACCAAAAUGCUACGGACUCCAGAAUGUCCCUUGUCACACCGUGGUGCCUCGGCGGCCACCUUCCAAGACAAUGGAACCAAUCUUGCUAAACAACUUACCCGUCAAUCGCAAGAAGAGCAGUUCUGGUAUCCGAUUCUCAUCGCAUUCCAGGAUGUACUUAUGACGGGGGAUGAUCUCGAAGUCCGCUCGCGGGCACUCACAUACCUCUUCGAUACCCUAAUUCGACACGGUGGCGAUUUCCCCAGGGACUUUUGGGAUGUCCUCUGGAGACAGCUCCUCUGCCCGAUUUUCGUGGUCCUACAGUCUAAGUCUGAAAUGUCCAAGGUUCCGAACCACGAGGACCUUUCGGUUUGGCUGUCCACGACAAUGAUACAAGCGCUACGGAACAUGAUUACCCUGUUCACGCACUAUUUUGAUGCCUUGGAGUACAUGCUGAGCCGCUUCUUGGAACUGCUGACAUUGUGCAUUUGUCAAGAAAAUGACACGAUUGCACGAAUUGGCAGCAACUGCCUGCAACAGCUGAUUUUGCAGAAUGUUGCAAAGUUCAAGCAGGAGCACUGGUCCCAGAUUGUUGGGGCAUUCGUGGAGCUCUUCAGCAAAACGACCGCUUAUGAACUUUUCACGGCUGCUGUCUCGAUGUCUAAGCCAGCAGAGGUAGUCAACGGGGACCUCACGCAGUCUCCAGAUGCUGCUGUAGCGACAAGAGACUUGCCUGAUGCGUUGCAGCCUAACGGAUCCCAAAGCACAUCUUCUCUCCAUGAAGGUGGAGAUCCUCCUGUCCAAAGUGAAGCCCGCGCCGAAUUAGAAGACUAUCGCCCUCAGUCAGACCAGCAGCAACCUGCGGCUAUCACUGCAGCUCGGCGUCGUUACUUCAACCGCAUCAUCACGAACUGUGUUCUGCAGCUGCUCAUGAUUGAAACGGUCCACGAACUUUUCUCGAACGAAAAUGUCUAUGCACAGAUCCCCAGUGGUGAGCUCCUCCGGCUCAUGGGGCUGCUGAAAAAGAGUUAUCAGUUCGCGAAGAAGUUCAACGAGGAUAAGGACUUGCGGAUGCAACUCUGGCGCCAGGGAUUCAUGAAGCAACCUCCUAAUCUAUUGAAGCAGGAGAGCGGCAGUGCCUCCACCUAUGUGCAUAUUCUCUUCCGAAUGUAUCACGACGAGCGAGAGGAAAGACAGAGCAGUCGCGCAGAGACUGAGGCUGCACUCAUUCCACUCUGUGCGGACAUUAUUCGUAGUUUCGUCCGCCUCGAAGAGGACACCCAGCACCGCAACAUCGUCGCUUGGCGUCCGGUGGUGGUCGAUGUGAUUGAUGGAUAUACCAACUUCCCGCAAGAUGGCUUUAAUAAGCAUAUCGAGACCUUUUACCCGCUCGGAGUUGAGCUUCUGAGCCGUGAUCUCAACCCGGAGAUUCGCGUUGCCCUCCAGUCUCUACUGCGCCGGAUCGGCGAGGUCCGACUAGGCAUUGCUCCGCCCAAUCCCCUGGACGUCCCCAUUAGCCCGCGCAGCUCCGUCUCCCAAAAAGCCUCGCGCCGCGAUAGCCAGGUCUGA
This is a messenger RNA of Penicillium samsonianum, 5655 nucleotides long. Its product is annotated as Arf family guanine nucleotide exchange factor SEC7. The record is from RefSeq and is a predicted model, not a curated record. The coding region runs from base 1 to 5655 and encodes 1884 amino acids. The transcript is spliced from 5 exons. NCBI's taxonomy places the organism in Eukaryota, Fungi, Ascomycota, Eurotiomycetes, Eurotiales, Aspergillaceae. Gene Ontology annotation, molecular function: guanyl-nucleotide exchange factor activity. Gene Ontology annotation, biological process: regulation of ARF protein signal transduction.